Trichosporon asahii var. asahii CBS 2479 is the source of this 750-nucleotide messenger RNA. Its product is annotated as aerobic respiration-related protein. The transcript has 4 exons. The record is from RefSeq and is a predicted model, not a curated record. Gene Ontology annotation, biological process: cytosolic ribosome assembly. Lineage: Eukaryota; Fungi; Basidiomycota; Tremellomycetes; Trichosporonales; Trichosporonaceae. The coding region runs from base 1 to 750 and encodes 249 amino acids. Gene Ontology annotation, cellular component: mitochondrial matrix.
AUGUCCGCCCUCCGUGCCCUCCGCCCCGCCCUCCGCUCUGUCCGCGCCGCCCAGGUUGCGCGCGUCGCCGUCGCCGCCCGCCCCGUCGCCAUGCGCGCGUUCUCCGUCUCGUUCCCCGCCCGUGGAAGCGGCGAGAGCGACGGCGAGCUCGCUGCUGCCCUUGCUUCUGAGCACGCCUACGAGACCGAGGCCGCCUCGGACGAGAAGCCCGCUUUCCUCAAGGAGCUGCUGAACGAGGGUGUCUGGUCGCUCGCCGACGAGCCCGCCAACGACGAUGUCGUCCUGACCCGCAAGUUUGGUGACGAGACCAUCAAGCUCACCUUCCAAGUCUCGGACCUGGACGAGUCCGAGCCGAUGGACGGCGUGGACUCGAACGGGGAGGCGAUCGACGGCGUCUCGCCGCCGUGCAUCACGACGACGUGCCUGCUCUCCAAGUCGGCCUCGCCCAAGUCGCUCCUGAUCGACCUCGGCGCGCACCCCGACGGAUUCGAGAUCACCAACGUCGCCAUCUACGACAAGGCGCUGGCUGAGAAGACGGGCGCCGACGCGGACUGGACCCGCCGAUCCCUGUACAUGGGCCCGCACUACGACACGCUCGACACGAGCGUGCAGGACGCGUUUGCGGGAUUCCUGGCCGAGCGUGGGGUUGAUGAGGCGCUCUCCAACUUCAUCGUCCAGUACUGCGAGUACAAGGAGCAGAAGGACUACAUCUCGUGGCUCGCCGGCGUCAAAGACUUCAUCAAGGCGUAA